This is a messenger RNA of Pomacea canaliculata, 2275 nucleotides long. RefSeq lists its product as uncharacterized. The transcript is spliced from 6 exons. The record is from RefSeq and is a predicted model, not a curated record. Bases 167 to 1258 code for a protein of 363 amino acids. NCBI's taxonomy places the organism in Eukaryota, Metazoa, Mollusca, Gastropoda, Architaenioglossa, Ampullariidae.
CCACACACUGUCUGCAGACUGUCUUUGGACGGAGAAGCAAACUGUGUUCUGUGUAGAGACUGGGCUUACAAUGACUGUAUAUACUGUGAAAAGACAUUUUAUUAUAUCGUGGAUUUGCUAUUUGUGCUGUGAAGAUUUAUAUUAAAUACGACAGCCAAGUCAAGUGAUGGAUGUCUGGAGCCUGUGGAUGUUGUGUGCUCUUCUCGCUGGAGAGGGUCAUUCAGUUUCAGGUUUGACUAUUGGUGGUUGUGAACAAGGUAGCGUAGAUGUUACUGAAGACACAGAUCCCUCAUUUACAUGUCCUGCAUCUUCUUCACAUCAGAUACAGUGGAAGGUUUAUAGUGAGCAGGAGAAAGAACUCUAUUCUGCAUAUUGCAAAAGCAGGACCUGUAAACCAUUGAAUAACCAGUUUAACUUAUCCAUAAUAGGCUCUAAGUAUGGAGACUACACAUCAAGACUUAUGAUAAAGGGGAUUACAAGAGAAUCCGCUCAGAGACUGGUUUGCAUUGUGUCCUCAGAACGAGCCGAGUGCACUUUGAGAGUCAUUGAAAAGGAACAAGAAAAAGACUCAAAUGGAAAAGGAGGAAUAAUUGGCGGCGUUGUGACAGCUGUGAUUGUCAUCGCUAUCAUUGGAACUAUCAUUACUGUCUACACAGUAAAACAUCGGAAAGGCACGUUUUUCAGAGGAAGAUUUACACUUAACAUUUGGAACAGGAUUUUUAAAUUCUGUCAACGAAGAAAGUCCCAGCCCUCGGUGGUCGUCACCAAACCUAUCAGACAAACUCCCAUCAAACGUUUCGCGGCUCCUUCAGGCGACCUCUACACCCUGACUUUGUCAACGACUUCUGGUGGAGUCAGUGAUGAACCUUCAACAAUUUAUGAGCCUAUUGAGAACACAAUGUUCGGGACAUAUGAGAACUAUAAUCCCACGAGGAGCAAGGCAGUUUGCGAAGUGACUGGAGGGAAGGCAGCAGCAAAUCCGACAAAAAACUUUAAACCAUCCACAGCAAGUACACUGAAGAAGCAGAAUACAUUAGACACUGUCUACAUGAAUGUAACACAAGUGUCGACUGAUUCUGGCUCAGGAGUCUACCACAAUGUUCCUCGGUUAACAAUCCAUGCACGCAGGGAGGCUGACACCAGGGACAAAUGUGCAACAGCACUUUCAGACAGCAACUAUAAUGCCCUACGUUUUGAAGAGGAUCAUAGUAAACAACAAAACCAUAAUGCUACCUACCACCACCUUCAACAUGAUUAGAUGUCUUAUUUUUCCCAAAAGCAAUGAAAAUUCACCUGAUAUGUCGUUUUUCUAAUAUAAACAUCUUUGCAGAAGUUUCCCUGACAAUUUACUAAUAACAUAAUAAAAAAAACCUUAUCUAUGUGCUUGACACCUGUUACCUUUAGAACAAGUAUGAGAAAGUUUAAAUUGUUUGUGUCUUGCAUGGACAGACAGCGAAGCUACUUUAGAAAUGAAAAAAAAAAAGUCAAAGAUUUUUAAUAAAGGACAGAUAAUAAGCGCUUACUCUCUCUUGCUGACGGAAACUCUUUUUUCUUAUACAUUGUUCCCUUGAUGCGCAUUAAAGAUUUUUUAUAGUCAAAUGCCAAUUGCUAAAAGGUGUCAGCCAAACAGCUUUAAUACACGAUUGUCUUUUGUUUAGUAAUAUAUAUAUAUUUAAAUAAAUCAAAACUCGAUAGAAUAGUGCUAUUAUGCUGUUUAUGUAUACAUGGACUGUAAAUUGUAAUAUGUAGAGCUGAACUACCCUCCCUAACAUAAAUGUGAUUAACAGUGAGACUCACAUCUGAUUAUGUAGCAGUGUCAGCCAGAAAAUUAAGUUUACAGAUUCCAUGUCUUGAACAAUUAUUGAAAGUAUUGUUGUAUAUAUCUAUAAUUCUUUAUUGCAUAUGUCUAUCUCAUUAUAUAUAUAUAUAUAUAUGCACAUAUAUAUUACAUACUGCGUGAGUGCGGCUGUAUAAAUGUUAUUAGGAAGUGUUACAUAUUCAGUCUAAGGUCAAGUGUAAUUUAAUUACCCACGUGCUUUGACACACUGGCGAUCUGAGACACUCUCCAAGAUUGUCCAUUUAUAUUUUCUAAAACACAUUUUAUGCUCCUCUUUUAAACUAUACAAAAGAAAGGUUACAUCAUCAUUAUAAUCGUCAUCAUCACCACCGACACCACCAACACUACCAUCAUCAUCAACACGAGAUUUGUAUAGCACAUACGCUCAAAGGGAGCGUACUCUUAUUAGCCCUUAGCUAUUAAAAGAAGCACACUGUC